AUGGAUCCUAAUCAAUUUAAGAUGUUUAUGGAACAUCAAACACAACUGAUGUCUCAAUUAUUGCAAGGCAUCCAAUCAUCCAACGCACGGUCUGUCGCACAAGCCGUGGCCCAUGUUCCGGCUACGUCCCAGCAGCUACCGCAGGUGCCGCUGCCAUCGCCACUCUUGUUGGAAGGCAACAUGGAAGAAAACUUGGACUUCUUCGAAAAGAGCUGGGCCAACUACGUGAGAGCAACGAAAAUGGAAACAUGGCCUGACACCGAUAAUCAACAAAAAGUCAGUUUUCUGUUAUCGGUGAUCGGGGAGCAGGCCAGGAAAAAAUUUUACAAUUUCGAGCUAACGGAAGCUCAACGUGCAACCCCGGACGAAGCGUCGCGUGCCAUUCGGGAUAAAGUAAUUCCAAAACGCAAUGUCAUUCUUGAUCGACUGGAGUUUUUUACUGCAAAUCAGCUCUCUCAUGAGUCCGCCGACGACUUCGCGACUCGCCUGAAGACUCUGGCCCAUAUUGCUAAGCUAGGAGACCUGAAGGAAGAGCUCAUCACUUACAAAAUCGUCACUGCCAACAAAUGGCCGCAGAUUCGUUCCAAGAUGUUGGCCAUAACAGAUAUAACUCUCGACAAAGCUAUCGAUAUGUGUCGAGCGGAAGAAAUCACUACCAAACGCUGUCAAGAGCUUGCUAUGCAGUCAACGGAAACUGAGGUAAAAAAAGUGAGCACAGGUAAAUUUCAGUCAAGGUUAACCCGAUGCAAAUUCUGUGGCGACCAACACGAAUUUACUAAGGGCACCUGCCCGGCCCUUGGUAAAAGGUGCAAUCGUUGUAAAGGAAGAAAUCACUUCGAAAAAGUCUGCAAGGCCAAACGCAAAUCCUACAGAAAGAGCUCCAAACGUAUAAAGGAGAUUAAAGAUGAAAGCAGCGAGUCGGAGGAAUAUACUUCUCACGAUGAUGCUUCAUCAGAAGACAGCGAGGAGGAAUUCGAGAUCGGAAAAAUUUUAGACGACUCUGACCGUGGCGGAAGUGUUUCUGCUGAGUUGGAAUUGAAAUUCAACAAAAAGUGGAACAAAAUCAUGUGCGAACUGGAUACCGGUGCAAACACUAGCCUCGUAGGCCAUAACUAUCUAACGAAGCAGUUGAAGAAGGAAAAUCCAGUACUAUUGCCAUCUAAGUUCCGGCUGCAAAGUUUUGGUGGCAAUCCCAUAAAGGUUCUAGGUCAAGUGAAAGUACCAUGUCGUCGUAAAGGCCGUAGAUUUGGUCUAGUGCUUCAGGUAGUAGAAGGUAAUCACUGCCCUUUGUUGUCAGCGAAGGCUUCGAGAGUGCUAGGAUUCAUACGUUUUUGCAAAACGGUAACGUUCGGCGGACCUAAUCCAGCAUCGUCCUCCACGAAAUUGCAAAACGUUUACCGUGUCAACGCGCAAAAAAUCGUGGAUAAGCACAAAGAUUUGUUCACUGGAUACGGUCGACUCGAAGGCGCAGUAUCAUUGGAGGUUGAUCAUUCAAUUCGCCCGUUGAUUCAACCACCGCGUCGAGUUCCAAUAGCCUUACGCAGUAAGCUAAAACAAGAGCUGGAGAAUCUAGAACGAGAAGGAAUAAUAACCAAGGAGACGACACACACGGACUGGGUAAGCAACAUUCUCAUUGUACAGCGUGCGGACCCAUACAAGCAUAACAUUCGUAUUUGCUUGGAUCCAGUUCCCUUGAACAAAGCCCUGAAAAGACCCAAUCUGCAGUUCGCUACGAUUGAUGAGAUCCUUCCAGAACUAGGCAAGGCAAAAAUAUUUACAACCGUUGAUGCCAAAAAGGGAUUUUGGCAUGUCAUGUUGGACGAAAAAAGCAGCAAACUAACCACGUUCUGGACGCCUUUUGGACGAUAUCGCUGGUUGCGACUGCCCUUUGGCAUAGCCCCUGCACCCGAGUUAUUCCAAAUGAAACUUCAAGAAGUCAUCCAAGAUUUGGAAGGAGUUGAAUGCAUCGCUGAUGACAUACUCGUUUAUGGUACUGGGAAUACAAUAGAUGAAGCUUUCGCCAAUCAUAAUGACAGCCUCGAAAAACUUUUCUGCAGAUUAGCAGAACACAACGUUAAGCUUAACCGAGACAAGCUGAAGCUAUGCCAAACAGUCGGUUCCGACAGCAUGAAGUAA
Molecule: messenger RNA, 2136 nt
Organism: Topomyia yanbarensis
Lineage: Eukaryota; Metazoa; Arthropoda; Insecta; Diptera; Culicidae
Exons: 1
Coding region: 1-2136 (711 amino acids)
Source: RefSeq, a predicted model, not a curated record